Sclerotinia sclerotiorum 1980 UF-70 is the source of this 1314-nucleotide messenger RNA. RefSeq lists its product as hypothetical. The transcript has 3 exons. Gene Ontology annotation, molecular function: phosphatidylserine decarboxylase activity. Gene Ontology annotation, cellular component: mitochondrion. Gene Ontology annotation, biological process: phosphatidylethanolamine biosynthetic process. The record is from RefSeq and is a predicted model, not a curated record. Bases 1 to 1314 code for a protein of 437 amino acids. Lineage: Eukaryota; Fungi; Ascomycota; Leotiomycetes; Helotiales; Sclerotiniaceae.
AUGGGAUUGCCGAUAGAGACUAUCAAGGACGACCUAAAAAGAGAGAAAGGGCAGGUUCAAGUAAUGUCGACACUUCCUCUGAAAGCUAUGUCAAGAAUAUGGGGCAGAUUUAAUGAAUUGGAAAUACCUUACUAUUUGCGAGUACCUGGAUUUAAAUUAUAUUCUUUUAUUUUUGGCGUUAACCUCUCUGAAGUGGCAGAACCUGAUCUUCACGUAUAUCCUAAUCUAGCUUCGUUCUUCUAUCGCACCUUGAAGCCAGGAGCUCGCCCACUUCAUCCGAACCCAAAUGCAUUGCUUUCCCCAUCUGAUGGUCGAAUUCUCCAAUUUGGUGUCAUCGAAAGUGGUGAGGUAGAGCAAGUCAAGGGAAUGACGUAUAGUCUGGACGCCCUCCUUGGUACCAGUAAACCGGCCACCACUCCAAAUCCUGCCGAUCCUUCCAACAUAUUCACCCCCCCUCAAGAUACCAAACCGAAACAAAGUAAGGCGAGAUAUAGUGACGGGGAUGAAGAAAUUAUCAAGCAAGACGAAAAGUUCGCAACCGUCAAUGGCAUCUCAUAUACUCUUCCAAACCUACUCUCAGGGCCGCCCCAAGAGCAACCUGGAAAGAGCACAAGUGAUGCCUCUACCACACCAAAGGCAGCCUCCGAAGCAGAAGUCCGCGCUGACCUUGCCCUUGGAGAAAAGCCGUGGUAUUCUCGACUUACUUCCGAGAAUAAGACCGCUUUGUACUAUGUAGUUGUAUACCUGGCACCUGGUGACUACCACCGUUUCCAUUCUCCAACUGCGUGGGUUGUUGAGAAGCGACGUCAUUUCGCUGGAGAGUUAUACUCGGUAUCUCCCUAUCUUCAACGAACAUUACCAGGGUUGUUCGUGUUGAAUGAGCGGGUUGUACUUCUUGGCAGAUGGAGGUGGGGCUUCUUCUCCUACAUUCCUGUCGGUGCCACAAAUGUGGGCUCCAUUAAGAUCAAUUUUGAUCGAGAACUACGAACAAAUUCUUUAACAACAGAUACUGCUGCCGACAGAGCUGCCGAUGAAGCCGCGAAACGCGGGGAGUCUUAUAGCGGGUUUGCUGAAGCCACUUACGAGGCUGCGAGUCCCAUACUACACGGCCAUGCCCUAAGGAGGGGUGAAGAAAUGGGAGGGUUUCAGUUAGGAAGUACAGUCGUACUUGUGUUUGAGGCACCUAAAGGAGAGAGACCAAGUCUGGAUGAAGGUUGGAUGGGACAGAAGAGAAAAGGGGGCUGGAACUGGGCCAUCGAGAAGGGUCAACGUGUUAAAAUGGGCGAACAAUUAGGAUGGGUCGACGGAGCGUAA